AUGCCUUCUCCCGUGCCAAAGGAAGACACCCUUCCAAGGUGCCAGACACCUGCUGAAGCUCCCAAAUUGCCGAACCUAAUCUCCAAGACACGUGUCACCUCCACAACGACUUGCACAAAGUCUCACAUCGAAACUUUGUGCAAACCUUUCCCUUUCACUUCCCUACAAAUAGGGAACAGUACUCAAGCUCUUCCCUUGCUGAAGGUCCUCACCUUCUCCCCUGAUGAAGACUACCCACUUCUCUCUAAGUUGACCUCCCAAAAAGUAUCAACAGUUUGGCGCCGUCUGUGGGAAACGACUACUAAAUCCCAUUCUCCUCUACCAGUCCAUCUAGCUCCUUCUUCCAUCAGGCCCCGUCGCCUCUUCUUCACCCCACACUCCGCUAUGCCGAUCGAUGAUAGCCACGAUACUCAGCACCAUACCCCAUGUGGGGAUACCUCUCGAAGGAAACCUUCAGCAGAUGUCAACCUCCAGGCCGAGGUCGAGCGCCUUCGUGCCAGCGUUGCCAAGAUGUCUGAGAAAUACGAACAUCUUCAUACCAAGAACAUUUUGCUGGAUCAUGACUACCGCACGCUGAAGUGUAACUGGGAGAUGACUUAG
Molecule: messenger RNA, 600 nt
Organism: Prunus armeniaca (apricot)
Lineage: Eukaryota; Viridiplantae; Streptophyta; Magnoliopsida; Rosales; Rosaceae
Source: the annotation of a GenBank genome assembly